Molecule: messenger RNA, 513 nt
Organism: Guillardia theta CCMP2712
Lineage: Eukaryota; Cryptophyceae; Pyrenomonadales; Geminigeraceae
Exons: 6
Cellular component (GO): cytoplasm; ribonucleoprotein complex; nucleus
Molecular function (GO): mRNA binding
Source: RefSeq, a predicted model, not a curated record
GUUGGAAACUUGCCUCUUGACAUCCGAGAAAGAGAUAUUGAUGACCUGUUCUACAAGUAUGGACGGAUCCGCGAUAUUGAGGUGAAGACGCCUUCUAGGCCCCCUGCGUUUGCGUUUGUUGAAUUCGACAACCUGUAUGAUGCCGAGGAUGCUGGGAUGUGCGCACUUCCAUGUACAGAUGGAGUCAUGUUCGAAGGAGCAAGGCUGCGAGUGGAGAUGUCGCGUGGAACGGCUGCGACUUACGGAUACGACAAGAGGGGGUCGGGCAAAGCUCCUCCUCGCAACCUGAGGCGCUCUGACUAUCGAGUGAUUAUCUCCGGCCUGCCCAAGUCAGCUUCAUGGCAAGAUCUCAAAGACUUCUUCAGACAGGCUGGAGAGAUCGUCUACACCGAUGUUGAUCGACAGGGUGGCGGGAUCGUGGAAUUCGCCAACGAGGACGAUCGGGACUAUGCGAUCAAGAAGUUCGAUGACACUGAGUUCUCAAACCCGUUUGACCGGGGCUACAUCCGUGUC